AUGUCAGAAAAGGAACCUGCCGAAGGGGCAGGAAAAGAAGGGUCGUCUGAGGAUGACGAUGUUGUGGAAGUGCCGCAAGCAGGGAAUGCAGAAGUGACACCGCUCGGCACGGCGGAUGUCGCGGAGCCCAGUGCUCACGUGGAAAAUGUCUCCGCCGCGUGCGAGGCGCCUGAUGCGGAACCAGGUGGUGAAUCUCCAAAGGAUUCGACAGCAGAGACAGGACGCGAAGUUGCGGCGAAGGAGGACACAGAAGGAGGGAGUGCGAGCCGAGAGGGAGCAGGCGAGGGAGCAGGCGGCGGAGCAGCGGAUCCGGAAGGUGGAGCAGAGUCGGAGAGAGUGCAAGCUGGUGAGGUUCCGAAGGAUUUCAAAACAGAGGCAGCGGGAGACGGUGCGACGAAGGAGGACGCAGAAACAGCAACGGCGAGCCGAGAGGGAGCGGAUGGCGUAGACGCAGAGGGAGCUGAAGCGGAUUCGAAGGCACAGACAGCAGGUGACGAUGCGACGAAGGAGGACGCAGGAACAGCGACAGCGAACCCAGAGGUACCGACAGAUGCAGGAGCAGAGGGAGCCGAUGUGAGUGCCAAGGCACCGGCGGCAGAUGACGGUGCGACGAAUGAGGACGCAGAGAAAGCGAUGGCGAAACCAGAAGUACCGGUCGAUGGAGAAGCAGAGGGAAUUGAGGCGGAUAUCAAGGCACCGGCAGCAGAUGACGGUGCGACGAAAGAGGACACAGAACCAGCAACUGAGUUGUCGAAAGGAACAAGGAAGGGAGGAGCAGACCCGGAAAGCGGGGCAGAGGCUGAGAAGGCGCAAGCUGCGGCGGCAGAUAAAGAACAAACAGAGGCAGAUGCGACGGAAACGAUGCAGCCCAGUGAGGUGGAAAAGAAGACGGCGAAUGCGGACCCGCCUUCCGCCGUUGCGCAGGCGGAUCCUGCUGUUGCUCUCGCCACUGCCCCCGAAGUCGUUCCCGCUGUCACUUCCGCCGCUGCUCCCGCUGCUGCUCCCGCUGCUGAUCCUGCGGCACCACUCGCUUCCCCGGCGGAAGCUGUUCCGCCAGCAACCCCUGCCCCUCCUGCGGAAGCGGGGGCUGCUCCCUCCGCCACCCCCGUUGCUCCGCCAGCUCCCGGUGCGCCUCAGCAGGCACCACCAUCUGCUCCCGCCGUUGCCGCCUCUUACGCAACGAUAGACGCGGAGAUCAAAGCGGUGCGGGACAUGCCGAAUCCUUUGGGCCCGGGACCUUCCGGAAGCGCAUCCGCACCAACGCCCGCAACCGACGCUGCGCAAGCAUCUCCUGCGCCGCCAGCAGCGGCGAACGCAGCAGCGGCAGGCGCAGCGGCAGCAGCGCCAGCAUCCGCGGCAGGGGGACAGGCAGCGCCAGCAUCCGCGGCAGGGGGACAGGCAGCGCCAGCAAUUGAAACAAUAGAGCUGGACGACGACGACGAGGACGACGAAACGGACAACAACGCGCUGAACGCGAUCCUCUCCGUGCCACCGAAAGAGCUCGAGACAGCGGUGGAGAAGCUCCUAUACAUCCACAUGAGGCCGCGCCUGCCGGGCGCGGAGGACGACGAUCAGGUCGCGCCGCACACGAUGGCGGCGCUCGAGACGGGCGUGAAGUGGGUGCUGAAGCGGCAGGGCUCGGCGGUGCCCGCGGAGCAGUGCGUGCGGCUGGCGAAGGCGCUGCUGCUGGACUCGCAGCACGGGAAGCGCGGGCGCCCGCGCAAGUACUUCGCGGAGGCGGAGGUGAACGUGGCGCUCGCCGCCGUGAGCGCGUGGCUGGAGAGGCGCAGGCAGCAGGAGGCAGGGGAAGGGGCAGGGGCAGGGGGAGCAGGAGGAGGGGCAAAACCAGGCGACGCAGCAGUUGCUGCGAAGGCGGCAGCAGCAGCGACUGCAGGAGCUGCAGGGGGGGCGGGUUUCCCUGGGCCGGCAAUGCAGCUGCUGGCGCAGCAGUAUCAGCAGGUGCCGCAGCAGCAGCAAGCGAGCUGGUUGCGGCCUCCUGUUGCUGCAGCAGGCGGACUUCCGCCAGCAACGCAGCUGGCGCAGCAGCAGGGGCAUGGGCAGCAGCAGCAGCAGCAGCAGGCGAAUCUACUGACCAUGCCGUCCCUAAACCCGCGGUUAGAUCGCUCAGUGGAACUGCCUGGUUACUACCCCAGCCGUGUUCCCCCAGGCCUGACGUUCAACUUACGCCCCGGCGCCAUACUCGCCGGCACCGUACCUCGCACCGUACCUGCCGGCUCCGCACCUGCCGGCACCAUACCUCGCACCGUACCUGCCGGCACCGCACCUCCCACCAUGUUUGCCAGCACCAUAUCUGCUACCACAGUUGCGGCGUCGCCUGCAGGGAAUCAGACGGACGGGGUGGGUCUGUGGCAGGGCAGAACACGGUUGGGAGGGCUGGGUUCUAAGGUGCGGCAGGGGAGGCAAGCGUGGGAGGGGUUUGGGGGGCUGAAUUCAGUGCCCUCACAGCAAAGUGAAGAGGCUGGCAGGAGGCUUGUGAUGCCGGCGGGAGAAGCACAGCGGGUGACACAGGGGCGAGAGCAGGGAGUACAGGGGGGAACGCAAGGGCGAACAGAGGGGGUAACUCAGGCGCGCGGGCAGGGAUUAGCGAACGCACCACCGGUGAGGGAGUAUGUUUUGGGGCUGAAGGCGCCUGAUAGGAGCACGCAGAGGCCGGGAGCAGGGCUGGUGGAAGUGCCUGUAGGGGGGGCUGCCCCGGGAGCGAUUCCGGGGUCGGAGCGGGGAGCGAGGCGAGGAGAACGGCAACCUGCUAGCGCUCUGCAGCAGCAGCUGCAGCACCAUCAUCAGCAGCAUCAACAGCGGCGGCAGGAGCAGCAGCAGCAGCAGCAGCAGCAGCAGCAGCAGCAGCAGCAGCAGCAGCAGCAGCAGCAGCAGCAGCAGCAGCAGCAGCAGCAGCAGCAGCAGCAGCAGCAGCAGCAGCAGCAGCAGCAGCAGCGGGUGCAGCAGCGGGUGCAGCAGCGGGUGCAGCAGCGGGUGCAGCAGCAGGCACAGAAGCAGCAGGAGAAGCCGCCAGAGGUGCAGCCGCCAACAGAAAAUCUCCCAGCGCCAGGGCUGGGCAAGGACGUAUGCGUGCAUAAGUACUACCUGCCGGGAAUAGAGGGCAGCGGAGAGGCGGGCAGGCAGAAGCAGGAGCGCGAGCACGCCACCUUGCUGGCGUUUCUCCACUGGCUCUACCCCCACCUGUGCGGGAUAUGCAAGGCGGUGGUGCAGCAUGGGCCGUUUGUGGAGGGCGCGCAGGGGCGGUUUGGGGGGUACGAGGUGGGGGAUGUGGCCAAGGGGAAGGAGCGCGGGGUGCUGGUGCGCGCGCCCAGCAACUGGCGGAACGUGGGGGACUCCUCAUGGGCCACGGAGAUGAACCAGGUGAGUGGAGUGGGGAUGGUGGCGUGUCGGUUGGUGGGCAAUGGCACCUCUCCACUGGCCCUUCUUUUCCCAUCCCGCUCCCUCGUCACGCUCAUUUCCACCUCCCCUUCCUUCCUCUCUUUCCCUGACCACCACCACCUGUGCGAGCAGCAAGGGCCAAAGAAGCGGCGGCUGGUGUUUGUGGGCUGGCAGGCGUUUGCACAGACAGAGCGCGGUGCAGUGGACGUGGGCAUUCACAUCGAAGACACGGACGCCAUCAGGUCUCUCCUCGCCAAGAAGCGCCGCCUGCAGCAGUUUGCCCGAAACCGAGUCUCUGACAUCCAAACCUUAAAAGGCAGGCUCUCCGAAGCUCGCGUGCAGGUUCGGUCGCUCAAGGACCAGGUUCGGGAUCUCCAAAGCCAGCUGAAGGCUGCCAAGGAGAAGGAGAAAGCACGGGGGCGUGGCCGAGGGGAGAGAUCAGCAGAGGACGAGCAGAAGCAGCUGCAGCGGCGGCUCAAGAAGCUCAAAGCCCGGGCCGGUAACCGUCCAAUCACCGCUGAUGAUGUGGCGAUGCUGGAUCUGAUGUCAGACGACGACGACGAUGACGAGGACGAGGAUGCGGAGGGUGACGGGGCGGCAGCAGGGGCAGAGGGAGCAGCAGCAGAGGGGGUGCGGGAGGAGGCAGCAGAUGCGGCGAUAGGAGUGGAGUUGUGGAUUCAGGAGUUGGAUGAGCCAGAUGAUGAGAUGGUGAAUGAAUUGCUGGAAGACAUUGAAGUCAUGCCCAAUGUGGUUAUCCCUAGUGGGACCAGUACACCCGGUGUGUUUGGGGAGUCACCGCAACUACCCGCUGUUGAUGUCCCAGCGCCGUCCCCUGCCGCGUUCUCGCCUGCUAACGCGUCCCCCUUUCAGAUUCCUCAAACUCCUAAUGCUGCUGCUCUCGCUGCUGCGGCGGCUGCUGCUGCCGGUUCUCCUGCUGGUGCGGGAGCUGCGGCGUCCCCAGCAGCAGGCAGGACCAUCUCGCCUCUCCUGCAGCAGCUGCUGCAGCGCUCCUCCCGCCCCAUUGCCCCCAGAACCACCAAACCCCAGCGCUCUUCUGCCGCCCCCGCACCUCCAACCUCUCUCAACCGCGCUCCCAUCCUCCCCACUGUCCCCCGCCACGCCUCCAACUCGUUCCUGCUUGCAGCAGCAUCAGGACAGAUCCCCACCCCUGCCGCACCUCCCGCUCCGUCCCCUGGAAACCCUCCCCGCACCCCUGGCUCUGCCGCCGCUGCUCCUCCCCGUGAGCGUUCCGGGGGGCCGUCCCUGGGCGUGUGGGAUAGGAUCCAGCUGAGGCGGAAGAGGGCAAGGGAGGGGCUGACAGGGGACCCGGAGGAGCCGGGGGCACAGCAGAGAGACGGGAGGGACGGGAGAGCGGGACGAGAGGGGCUGCAGCAGCAGCAGGAGGCGGGCGGGCGGGAGGGCAUGCUCACUCGCCCUUCCCUGGGGUCAGGCCGGCCGCUGGCUGGGUUACGGAAGCGGAGGCGGGAGGGGCAGGUUGACCCGGUGUUUGGAUCCGCUGGGCUGCGACCGCGCGGGCGCGAGCGCGACAUUCUGUUCUGGUUCCAGUCCACUGAGCGGCGCAAGAUGAACCGGUUCCAGUCACGGCUGGAGAAACGCCUGCACAAGGUGAACCUGCAGCGGAGGGCGUGGCGGCGAGGCGAGGAGGGAGGGGUGGAGGAGGAGGGUGGUGGGGAGGGGCAGGAUGGGGAGGAGGGGGAGGAUGGGGAGGAGGGCACGGAUGGGGGUGGGGAUGAGGAGGGAGGGGAGGGGGAUGUUGUGGAGGUGGGAGGGGGUGCGGGGGGAGGUGGUGGAGAGGGAUAUGUGACUCUGUUGUCUACUGACGACGAGGGCAAUGAGGGGGAAGAUGAUGGUGGUGGGGAGUGA
Molecule: messenger RNA, 5280 nt
Organism: Closterium sp. NIES-65
Lineage: Eukaryota; Viridiplantae; Streptophyta; Zygnematophyceae; Desmidiales; Closteriaceae
Source: the annotation of a GenBank genome assembly